UGCUUCCCCGUUAUGUACAUAAAUCAGGCGCCCGCCGCCGCCGCCGCUGUGAGGGUCUGUGCAGGCAGACAGGAGAGGCGCACAUGCACACCGCACCGCCGCGGCUCGUCGCUGCCACUGCAGCCGGAGUGCAGCGGAGCAGACCGGGAGGCGGAAUGGCCUGAGCUCGGCUCGACUCGGAUCGCCUUGACGCGGCGAGAUGCUGCUCCUCUAACUGGCCGCCUGUCCGUAGCGCGUCCGCCCGUCUGGCCGGCCGCAUUGCUGCAGUGCUGCUUUUUUUUUUUGCCUUUUUUUUUUUCUUCCAGGUGUUGUGUGUGCGCGUGAGCGUGCUCGCGCGCGCGAACGUCCGUCGUAUAGCCUGGUGGUAAUUCUUGUACCACCAGGCACAAGAGUCGGAGUCGGAGGAGUGGGUGGAGGGGGGCUUGGGGGGAGCAGAAGAAAACAGGAGUCUGAUGUCACAUGUGCUUCAUCGGAGGAGACGGGGCAUCUGCGAGCCGGAUUCUGUGGAGGAUGCUGCGGCAAGUGAUACACAGAGGGCUCAGGGCUUCCUUCUACUGGCUCGGCUUGUUCGUCAGCAGGCACCCCGUCUUCUUCCUCACCGUCCCCGCGGUGCUCACCAUCAUCUUCGGCUCCACAGUGCUCAGCCGCUUCAAGCCCGAGCGGGACCUGGAGGUGCUGGUCGCCCCGACUCACAGCCUGGCCAAGAUCGAGCGCAGCCUCGCCAACAGCCUGUUCUCCAUCGACCAGUCCAAGCACAAGCUGUACUCGGAUCUGCACACGCCCGGCAGAUACGGCCGGCUCAUCCUGCUGGCCAGGUCCGGCGGCAACAUCCUGGAGCUGGCCGACCAGGUCCUGCAGGUCCACCGGCAGGUGCUGGAGCUGCGCGUCGCCUACAAGGGCUUCAACUACACGUUCGCGCACCUGUGCGUGCUGAGCCACGGGGACCGGCGCUGCCUCCUGGAUGACAUCGUCACCGUGUUCCAGGACAUCCAGCAGGCUGUGCUGUCCAACAGCAGCUUCCACAAGGUGCCGCUCAGCUACCCCAACACCACUCUAAAGGAUGGACGUGUGUCCUUCAUCGGCCACCAGCUUGGAGGGGUAUCCUUCUCACCCAACAGUCGGGACCAGCAGGUCAAGUUUGCCCGGGCCGUCCAGAUCACAUACUACCUCCGUAGCAUCGGCCCUGUGGUGCAGGACGUCAUCGCAGAGCGCUGGGAGAAUGAGUUCUGCUCUCUGGUCACCAGACUGUCCACGGCCGAGGCGCCGCACCCGACCGACCAGCUUCACAUCCAGUCGCUCACUUCCUUCAGCCUUUGGCGGGACUUCCACCAGACCGGCAUGCUGUCCAAAGGGGAGGUGCUGGUCAGUCUGGUUCUGGUGCUCCUGGCUGCCACCAUCUCCAGCUCCAUGCGGGACUGCCUGAGGGGGAAGCCUUUCCUCGGCCUCCUGGGCGUGCUGACCAUUUGCAUCGCCAACGUGACAGCUGCAGGGAUCUUCUUCAUAUCGGAUGGGAAGUUCAACUCCACACUGCUGGGAAUCCCGUUUUUUGCCAUGGGUCAUGGAACCAAAGGGGUCUUUGAACUUCUGGCAGGCUGGAGGAGAACAAGGGAAAACCUUCCCUUCAAGGAGCGCGUGGCCGAUGCCUUCGCCGACGUGAUGGUGUGCUACACCAUGACCAGCUCGCUCUACAUCAUCACCUUCGGCAUGGGAGCCAGCCCUUUCACCAACAUCGAGUCGGUGAAAAUCUUCUGCCAGAGCAUGUGCGUGGCCAUCCUGGUCAACUACUUCUACGUUUUCUCUUUUUAUGGCUCCUGCCUGGUGUUCGCCGGACAGCUCGAGCAGAACCGCUACCACAGCGUUUUCUGUUGCAAGAUCCCCUCAGUGGAAUACUUGGACCGUCAGCCGACAUGGUUUAAAACCAUGAUGAGCGACGGCCACGACCUGUCCACCCACCACGACAGCGUGCCGUACCAAAAUCACUUCAUCCAGCACUUCCUGCGUGAGCAUUACACCGAGUGGAUUACUAACACCUAUGUCAAGCCUUUCGUGGUCAUCCUUUAUCUUAUCUAUGCUUCUUUUUCAUUCAUGGGAUGUUUACAAAUUAGCGAUGGAUCGAACAUAGUGAACCUGCUGGCCAGUAACUCGCCAAGCGUCUCGUACGCCGUGACCCAGCAGAAGUACUUCAGUAACUACAGUCCUGUGAUUGGGUUUUACAUCUACGAGCCCAUCGAGUACUGGAACUCCACUGUGCAGGAGCACCUGAAGACUCUCAGUCAUGGCUUCAACAAGAUCUCUUGGAUGGACAACUUUUUCCACUACCUCCGGGUGGUGAACAUCAGCACGUCGACCAAGAGUGACUUCAUCAAUAUUCUGAAGGGUUCUUUCCUGCGCAGCCCGGAGUACCAGCACUUUACAGAGGACAUCAUCUUCUCGAAAAACCGCAACACAGACGAGUACGACAUUAUCGCCUCGCGCAUGUACUUAGUAGCGCGGACGACGGAGAAGAAGAGAGAGGAGGUGGUGGAGCUCUUGGAGAAGCUUCGCCCCUUGAUGCUGAUCAACAGCAUCAAGUUCAUUGCCUUCAAUCCCACGUUUGUUUUCAUGGACCGCUACAGUUCCUCCGUCAUCUCGCCCAUCCUGACCUCAGGCUUCAGCGUGCUCACCAUCCUCAUCCUCACGUUCUUCCUGGUUAUCAACCCUUUGGGAAACUUCUGGCUCAUUCUCACGGUUACGUCCGUGGAGCUGGGCGUCUUGGGUUUGAUGACCCUCUGGAACGUCGGCAUGGACAGCAUCUCAAUCCUGUGCCUUAUUUAUACUCUAAACUUCGCUAUGGAUCACUGUGCACCACACCUGUACACUUUUGUGUUGGCCACUGAGCACACGAGGACGCAGUGCAUCAAGUUGGCACUGGAGGAGCAUGGGGCGGCCAUCCUGCAGAACACGUCCUGCUUCGUGAUCGGGAUCAUGCCUCUAGUGUUUGUGCCUUCCAAUUUGACCUACACGCUGUUCAAGUGCUCCCUGCUCACGGCGGGCUGCACCUUGCUGCACUGUUUUGUCAUCCUGCCCGUCUUCCUGACUUUCUUUCCGCCAUCCAAAAAGAGGCACAAGAAGAAAAAGCGGGCGAAGCGGAAAGAGCGGGAGAGGGAACGCGAGCGGGAGAGAGAACGGGAGGAGAUAGAGUGCAUCGAAGUCAGGGAAAAUCCUGAUCACGUGACAAACGUUUGAGCAGUUACUAACGUCAGUGAUCUGUAACCGUGGCUUACUGGUAGACUCUCAGAUGGUGAGGCAUCUCUUACGGUCCAGGGGAGCGUACGGUGUCCGCCACGGAGUGGUUGCUCCCUAACAACAGCAGCUAAGCUGACCGGGUUCUAGCGCAGCCCCAACUGGUCGAUCAUUCAGUCCCUCUGUCCAGACAAUGUGUCUCAUUAGCACAAACUGGUUACUUAAGCUUUCCCCAACUCCUAGAAAUGCAAAACAAUUUAGUUACCAAAACUUGCCUGCUAAAUUUCUAAAGAAAACUGCAGAACUACAGUAAUAUCUGGGUUUUGAUGUUACCAGUUGUGUGUUCAUCUCCUGCAGUCGUCUCUCAAUAAACAGAUGAGGGUCAUAGAAGUUCCUUAAGGGGCGGACACUGAGACGCUUCAGUAAGAGUGAUAUGUGAGCUGAUAAAACAGACAAAGACGACUCUGCACACACCUUACAUUAACCCCUCAAUAUCAGCGAAAGGAGACAAAACCAAAUCACGUGCAGAGAGAAAAAUACAGUAGGCUGAAAGCCCACUGCAUGCUUUUCUGUAGCAUCAAAAUUAGCUCAACAGCUGAACCUGGCAGAUAGCUUACACUGUGUCCUUUACGAAGAACUAUCUUCCACAUUAAAUUGCGAGGAUAGAAUUGUCAAGGUUCAGUCAAAGCAGAGGGAGAAAAUUUUGUUUGUUCCGGAGUUUGUAGAAAUUCUUAGGCAGGGGCCAGAAAAUGCUGCAGUGAGCUGCAGAGGGCGAGAGCCGGUGGGAAGGGACUGUUGUGCAGCAGCAGCAUUUCAAAGGCAAUAAGCCUAACGGCAGAACUCCAGUGUUGUGCAUUGAAAACAUUAAAACCAAAAUGUCGGCUUAUUAUGUUGAGCUCUUCAGUGGAUCAAUCGCAGCAGAAACUCUCAGUUAUGUUGCGGUUGGUGAUUGUCUCUGUGUCAGGCUCGAACACGGUUCAGUUCCUAUUAACGGUGCCAAAUAGUGUACAGAGGCUUUUGUUCUCUAGUUUGUUUGUUUUUUAAUUAAAAAUAAAAUAUCAGUACAUUUAAAUAUUCAUGAGAAAAGAAAUGACCAUGAAUUGAAACCCUGUCAUCCCAAAACUGACUGCUGUUGAUUGAAAAUGAUGAUGCAGGUUUUACAAUAAAAAAUGAGGCUAGUAAAUAACUAUGACUUGUAGUGUGAGGGGAAAAAAUUACCUUGGAGAAAAAUCCCUACAAAAUACACAUUGUAAUUUCUAAUUAUUUAGCAUUUUGUUUCUUCCAAAUGAAGUCGUUUUUUUUUCUGAAAGCUGUGGAUUUCUAUUGAUACAAAUUUCAUUUCU
Messenger RNA from Xiphophorus maculatus (southern platyfish), 4565 nucleotides. RefSeq names its product patched domain-containing protein 1 (gene ptchd4). The transcript has 3 exons. NCBI's taxonomy places the organism in Eukaryota, Metazoa, Chordata, Actinopteri, Cyprinodontiformes, Poeciliidae. Gene Ontology annotation, cellular component: membrane. Bases 460 to 3225 code for a protein of 921 amino acids. The record is from RefSeq and is a predicted model, not a curated record.